Messenger RNA from Coregonus sp. 'balchen', 16821 nucleotides. The record is from the annotation of a GenBank genome assembly. NCBI's taxonomy places the organism in Eukaryota, Metazoa, Chordata, Actinopteri, Salmoniformes, Salmonidae.
AUGUCUCGGGACAGAUUUAACCUCAACGUUAGAGGAAAUAAUCGUGGAGCUGGAUUUCAACGCCGGGGAGGUGCUGGUCCUGGUGGCCCGAUGCGAGGUGGAAUGGGUAACCUGAAUAAUUUCAGACAAAACCAACACCCUUUUCAAAGAGGGCCUCAUCCCGGUAACUUUGGAAAACCACCCAACCAGAUACCUCAGAUAACCCCUCAGAAGCCACUGCCACCAACUCUUUCCCAGCCAGGCGCUCAAGCGAUUCGGCCACCACCUACUCCUGGCCCUGCGUUAACCAUGAAGGGCCCCGUACAGCAACAGCAGGCCGCUGCGGUAGCAGCUCCGGCGGCCGCAGCAGCAACUCCAGUGGCCGCACCUCCGGCGGCUGCAGCAACAGCGCCCGCGGCUCAACCAAAAAUUCAGUCCCCACCUCCGAAGCCUGUUCCUCCGAAACCCACACUCUCAUCUCCCCCACCAAACCAAAUUAAGAAACCCGCACUCUCAUCUCCCCCACCAAACCAAAUUAAUAGGAACCAGCAAAGACCAGGACCCGGCAACGCCAAUGGAAAUGGGCCUAAAUCUGCACCCGCGAUCAAAAAACCUGAACCUCAAACGCAGAAGAAUACUUCAAUUGAGACCGAGGAAGCCCAGCCUCCCAAUGUGAGUAACGACGUUAGCCAGCCAUGCUAGCGAACAUUACGUAAUUCGUAUGUUAGCUAGUUACUUAGAGUAACCUGUAUUUUAGCAAUCUAACGUCAGAUAUGCAGAUGUGUUAUGUGAAAUAAAAGUAGGCCAUGGCAUUGAGCUAGUUAAGCGUUCCAUUCCGUUGUUGCGGAGUUAGCCAACUAGCUUUGCCAGCUAAGGUAACUAGCUACGUUAGUUGACUACAUGGGAGACACGUCGGCCAUUUUGUGAGAAUCGGGUACAUUUCGACAAUGUUACUGAAAGCGGAUUACUAGAGAUGCAUCCACACUACGUAGGUAAAAGCGCUUGGAAGAAAGCCACUGUGAGAAGACACAUUUAAAAUCUUUGACGCCUUUUUACCGGGGGGGGGGGGGUUGUUUGAAAAAAAAUCUAACACCAGGUGGGAAAGAAACAAGGCAAUGAGACAUUCAGAAACAUGACUUCUAAUAAGUUUUCCUGAUUUUUACGUUUCACAAGUUUGAGGGAUUUAUAAAGUUGUAGCAGUUCAAUGAGGGAAAAUUUUUUACAUUAUUUUCCAAGCCCAUUUUCAUUUGUUAAUAUAAUAUUUGGCCAGGAGAAUAAUAAUGUUAAUAAAAUAGUUGUGAUCGGAAUUACAAGGAUAAGUAUAAUGCCAUUUAACAUCAAAGGUAAACCUAGGUAAUUUUUUUGAAUUUAUAUUUGACCAUACAUGAAUUUCAAGACAUAGUUUACUAGAAUGGUGGCAUAAAUAAAUGCUCUAUAGAUUGAGAUGAGCGAAAAACACAAGGCAUUUGUCAAAAUUGAACCGUUUGUGCAAGAAAUCACUAAAAGGGCAGAUGGAAGAAAAUAUGUUAAAAUUGAGCGCUUUUAACUUUUGGGUUAACAGGACAAUUAAGGUAAAAGGUAGUCGCUUUUGACCAAAGCAUGGGUUGGUCACUUCCAUUGCAAAAUAUCGAAUUAUAAUCACAAAUUAUAUCAUUAAAACCAAUCGUAUCCACACAUUGUUACAUUUUUAAAAAUCCAAAAUGUUCAGGUCAUUCAUUUGAAGUGGGAACAACCUCGUAAUAUAAGUGUUCUUAAUCCAAGUCCAAGUAUAGGAAGUGGAAUUGCUUUGCAAACCUUUUUUUUGUUCUCUCAGUACUAUUUACCUGAAAUGUACCAGUUAACUCAUCAAAUGGCAAUCGCUCCAGUGUUGUCUAACAAAUCACAUACAAAACGAAUGCCCUUGUCAAACCAAAGGCCUUUUAACAUUUUACAUUAAAAAAAAAUAAUUUAAUAAACCUAACACUACUUUUCGAGGUUCAAGAUCACACUUCAUUAAGAAUUCAAGUCCACCAAAUGUAUUAAACAGACUUACCUACCUCUUUAAGGAAUACCUGGAAUAGUAUAAAGUAAUCCUUCUACCCACCCCCAGUAAAAAAAAAUAGUUAUUGUCCCACUGAGCGCACGAAUUUGUAAGUUGCUCUGGAUAAGAGCAUCUGCUAAAUGAUGUAAAUUUAGGGAUAUGAUGCCAUGUAGCGGUAGGAUUAGAUUAACAUAAUUUUAACAAUUUAAUCUUAAAAUUACACACUAACAACUGUCAAUAGCCUAUAAACCUCCAUGAUCAUAGUCUUUCACUAAUUGAGGUUUCUGAAAAUAUAAUGCGUUUUAUUCCUUCAAAUAAAUCUAAAUGUCACAGAAUUGACCUUUUUGAUGUUAUUAGAAGAAGAAAAAGGGGACUGACUUGGGUAAAUUAUUCUAGUUAAACUAUCAGUCUUGGGCAAAAGAAUAUGACCCAACGUUGAGAUCACGUUGGAGCAAUGACUUAAAGAAACUCUUAUGGAAUUAUUGAUACUAUCAAUGUUUAAAGAUUCUCUAUCAAUAUCGUUUUUAGUGAUAACAAUUCCUAAAUAUUUACUGUACUUUUUAACAGGUAUGGAGGCAAUGUUGACAGUCACAGCAAUGAAUUGACAUGAGAUCGCAUUUGAUAAGGUUGUGAGUCAACCCAGAGGCCAUAGAAAGUUUAUUGAUUCUGUCAAUAGCCAAGGGAAUAGCCACCCUAUCCUUUAGGAAAGGGGCAUUAUCAUCUGCAUAUUGACUGAUAUUUAUAUCUUUACCAAAAACACGGAUCCAUUUGAGAAUUCUCAGAUUUGUUAAGAAAUAAGGCAAAUAAAUGUGACUAAAAUAAAUGAGGGGAGAUUGGACAACCCUGUCUAAUUCCUCUAGCAAUUUAGAAACUAAGGUAUGUUCCAUUACUCAUAGCCACCAAACUGCUAUUAUCAUUAUACAUCAUCCUUAUCACUUUGCAUGAAUUCUCCCCAAACCCAAAAGUAGAGUUCUAAAUAAAAAGUUGUUCUAUAAAGUAUCAAAAGCCUUUAAAAAAAAUCUAAAAACAAUAUAACACCUUCUAUAAACUCACUGUAAUCUAAAAUAUCUAAACCCAAUUGUAUAUUGUUAUGAAUACUCCUUCCUUUAACGAAGAUUGUUUUAAGUUUCACGGAUUAUAUCAAGGCCUUUUUUCAUCCUAUUAGCAUAAACAUGGGCUAGUAACUUAUAGUCCGUUGCCAACAACGUCAUUGGUCUCAAAUUGUCCAAGUAAAGAGUCCUCCUUUGGUUUGGGUGUUAGAACCAUUUGUCCCGGUCUCAAAUGAUGUAAGAUGGCAUUAGCAAUACCCUCUUUGUAGACCAAAAGCAAUAAUUCUCUAUUAAGCCAAAAAUGUUGUUAAAAUUCAGGAGUCAGGCCAUCUGGUCCAGGAGAUUUACCUGUAGGCAUUUGUUUAAUGGCUUGUUCCAACUCCGUAAUAUCUAUAAUGAACAAAAAUAUAAACGCAACAUGUAAAGUCACUACAGGUUCGAUUCCAGGCAGUAUCACAAUCCGGCCGUGAUUGGAAAUCCCAUAGGGCGGCGCACAUUUGGCCCAGCGUCGUCCGGGUUUGGCCGGGGUAGGCCGUCGUUGUAAAUAAGAAUUUGUUCUUAAUCGACUUGCCUAGUUAAAUAAAGGUUAAUCAAUAAAAUAAAAUACAUCAUUACACAGGUGCACCUUGUGCUGGGGACAAUGAAAGGCCACUCUAAAAUGUGCAGUUUUGUCACAACACAAUGCCACAUAUGUCUCAAGUUUUGAGGCAGCAAAUAGAUGUUAGAAUAAUGUUUCUUGACAUAUAUUAUAAACAUAAAUAUUUACCAAUAUGUAAUGUGACCCUUUAUAUUCCAAAACAACAGUUGUCCAGUGACCCUCAUCACACUUGCAUUCUAAAACUGUACCUGGAAAACGUCUGAAAAGUAUUGCCACACCAGCAGAAUGAGAUGAGCCAUGGCUAAGAAUGAUCUUGUCACCCCAUUGUGAAGUCCAAAAUGUUAAGUCAACAUCUGUGGAAUGCGUCUGAGUAAAAAUACUGACUUUACUGAAUCUUUACAGAAAAUAAAAACAGCCUUGCGUUUUACAUUGUUGCGUAAACCCCUGGUGUUCAAGGAUAAAAAGGAAAGAGAAAUGUUCAAUGAGAAGAGUAUAUGAGAAAGUUGUCUAGAAUUAACAGGGACCCUGAAUAAUAUAAAGUAGCAUAAGCCCUACAAAAUUAACUUGACAAACGGUCACGUCCAUAUAAAGGAAAAUAAAUGGAUAGUUUGUGUAAUAACACAUCUUAUAUUCAUAGUUUACAUCUUCAAUUGAAUUCUCAAACUUAAAAUAAAUAAAACUCUGAAGUCUAAUCAAGCCAUAUGAAAAAACGGUGUUUACGGUAGUUAAUGUUUACAGGCAGAACUUGCCACAACAAAUAAUUUGGCCCUAAGCAAUAUCAAUAGGUAGAAGAGCAUCAAUCAGUCAGUCACAUAGCUCCACCCUGCAGCCGUCAUUGACAGCAAACCCCUCGCGAAAGAAACCUUUUAUUCCCCUGCAUCUUGCCUCAUCGACCUGUGGCCACAGCUUCGCACAGGCAUCCCUGUCGCGCUUGGUCAAAUCUUCUGCAAAGCUAAUGCCUUUCUCCCUGCAGAUCGGUGCCAGCUUCGCAGCUCUCCACACCUCGUCUCUCACGUUCAGUCUCCGCCCCCAUCGGCGCUUGUAUUGGGCCUGUUCAGCACGGACAGCUCCUCGUUUUCUUUUGUCAGGGCAUCAACUUUAGUUUUCAACAGUUUCACGUCAGUAGUGAUAUCCUUAAUGCCUGUUGAAUUAAACUCUAGUUUUGGAAACGUUUGCAAUUGAGAGGGUAUUUUUAUGAAUCCUCUCAUCAAAGCUAUUCAGCCGACUAGCUUGCUAGUCAAAUGUCUUGUUUAAACCCUGGAUUGUUGCUAAGAUUGCUUCAUUGGUGAUAGGCUGUGGUGGUUGAGUCUGCCCGGCGUCACUUUCUGGUAGUCUCUUCAGGUUGGGGGGUUUCGAAGGGGUUAUUUGAACACCUGUACCAAAGACUAAUUCCUCCGAACUCGGUACCGUUUCUUCUGGGGGAGUGUCAAAAUCCUGCAUAUAGUCUACGGUAUCCACCUCGGUUACGACCUCAAUGUUUGCUAGUUUAAUCUCAGAUAACAUUACUAGUAAAUACUGAUUUCUUGCUAGCUAGCCUUGGCUGAACUUGCUUGUAGUAUAAUGAAGUGGAAAAGUGAUGUUCGAUAAACCACCAAACGAAUUGAAAGAAAAAUAGAGUAAGCAACGUCAUUUCAACUGUGUUCGUCGUCAAACUCAAAUUAGAGCUUGAAUUCAAUUUAAGGUUUUCAGGACAGCCGUUUUUUGCGACUGGGUGGGGUUGUUAAAGCGAUUGAGUAACAUGCAUGGACUAAAGACAUCGUUUUUUGUUUACUGUACUUGUAAUAAUGUUAACCAUAGUUAUGUUCUAGUAACAGAAUAUCAUGGGCAUUUGUCAGGCUAUAACAUUUUAGGAUUGGAAUCUGAACUGAACGUUGUAUCUGUCUGUAGGAGUUGAGAGCGACACUGUCCUCGCUGCGCAGACCUGGCGAGAAGACAUACACUCAACGAUGCCGCCUUUUCAUUGGAAACCUUCCCAACGAUAUCUCAGAUGACACAUUCAAGAAGCUGUUUGCGAAGUAUGGCGAGCCAAGUGAGAUUUUCAUCAACAAAAACAAAGGCUUUGGCUUCAUACGCCUCGUAAGUACACCACACUGUAGUUAACAUAAACACUGACCUUUUGGUAGUUAGCUCUACCAUAAACAUUGACCUUUUGGUAGUUAGCUCUACCAUAAACAUUGUCCUUUUUGGUGGUUAGUGCCUUAUUAGGCGUUUAAUUUUAACAACUAGAUUUCUACCAUUCCAGGAAUCCCGUGCAUUGGCUGAGAUAGCUAAAGCUGAACUGGAUGAUGUGCCCAUGAAAGGCAGACCGCUUCGGGUGCGCUUUGCAACUCACUCAGCUGCACUGUCUGUGAAGAACUUGUCACCUUUUGUUUCCAAUGAGCUACUGGAGGAGGCCUUCUCCCAGUUUGGAGUGGUAGAGAGGGCUGUGGUAAUUGUAGAUGAUCGCGGGCGCUCCACUGGCAAGGGCAUUGUUGAAUUUGCAUCUAAACCUGCUGCACGAAAGGCCCUGGAUCGUUGCAAUGAUGGAGUUUUCUUGCUCACCACGUAAGUGAUUUACAUUUAUUUGGCACCAUUCAGUAGAACAUGAAAUGCAGAUGGAGCUUUCUCCUAAUGGCUCACGUGCUGUUAGGCUGUAAUUCAUUGAUACUCUUGAUGUCUUAGGUCACCUCGUCCAAUCGUCGUUGAGCCCCUUGAACAAUACGAUGAUGAGGAUGGUCUACCAGAGAAACUGGCACAGAAGAACCACAACUAUCAUACGUAACCCUCACUUCAUAUAACUAAAUAGCUUUAAUUCAAUCGCAUGUCUUUUUGUACUAUAUUGGUGUGCUUAUUUUGUUUUCUUAUUACCCCUACCCACAGCACUCCUUUGUGAUGUUAUGUUCAUAUUGAGGUGUGAAGUGAAAAUGUAGCUGUUGUAGCCAGGUUAUGCCCAGUGGACCAUGUCAUGAAAAUUACACUGCUAACACCAUCAGUCCCAAGAUCCCCAAAAAAAUCUACCUUUCAUUUAUCUGCAUUUAUAUCUAGCCUUACAAUGAAGUGUUUGACCAUAUUCUUUUCAGAACAUUUAUAUGAAUGCUCUAAGUACACAUUGUUUCCUGACUGGGAAACUAAUAUCCAACUAGUCGGUGACAACUGUUUGGCAUUUGUGACAUCCACUAUAUGAGCUUAUACAGUGCAUUCGGAAAGUAUUCAGACCCCUUGACUUUUUCCACAUUUUAUAAUAAUAAUAAUAGUAUGCCAUUUAGCAGAUGCUUUUAUCCAAAGCGACUUACAGUCAUGUGCGCAUACAUUUUUACGUAUGGGUGGUCCCGGGGAUCGAACCCACUACCCUGGCGUUACAAGCGCCAUGCUCUACCAAUUGAGCUACAGAGGACCACAUUUUGUUAUGUAACAGCCUUAUUCUAAAAUGGAUGACAUUAUUUUUUUCUCACCAAUCUAAACAAUAUACCCCAUAAUGACAAAGCCAAAACAGGUUUUUAGACAUUUUAGAAAAUGUAUAUAAACAAUUAAAAAAACAAUACCUUAUUUACAUAAGUAUUCAGGCCCUUUGCUAUGAGACUCGAAAUUGAGCUCAGGUGCAUCCUGUUUCCAUUGAUUGUCUUGAUGUUUCUACAACUUCAUUGGAGUCCACCUGUGGUAAAUUCAAUUGAUUGGACAUGAAAGGCACACACCUGUCUAAGGUCCUACAGUGCAUGUCAAUGCAAAACCCAAGCCAUGAGGUCAAAGGAAUUGUCCGUAGAGCUCCGAGACAGGAUUGUGUUGAGGCACAGAUCUGGGGAACGGUACCAAAAAAAUUCUGCAGCAUUGAAAGUCCCCAAGAACACAGUGGCCUCCAUCAUUCUUAAAUGGAAGAAGUUUGGAACCACGAACACUCUUCCUAGAGCUGGCCGCCCGGCCAAACUAAGCACUCGGGGGAGAAGGGCCUUGGUCAGGGAGGUGGCCAAGAACCCAAUGGUCACUCUGCCAGAGUUCCUCUAUGGAGAUGGGAGAACCUUCCAGAAGAACAACCAUCUCUGCAGGCCUUUAUGGUAGAGUGGCCAGACGGAAGCCACUCCUAAGUAAAAGGCACAUGACAGCCCGCUUGGAGUUUGCCAAAAGGCACCUAAAGACUCUCAGACCAUGAGAAACAAGAUCCUCUGUUAUGAUUGAACUCGUUGGCCUGAAUGCCAAGCGUCACGUCUGGAGGAAACCUGGCACCAUCCCUGCGGUGAAGCGUGGUGGCAGCAUCAUGCUGUGGGGAUGUUUUUCAGGGACUGGUUGGGAACGAGGGAAAGAUGAACGGAGCAAAGUACAGAGAUCCUUGAUGUAACUUCUACAGAGCACUCAGGACCUCUGAAUGUCCUUGAGUGGCCCAGCCAGAGCCCGGACUUGAACCCGAUCGAACAGCUCUGGAGAGACCUGAAAAUAGCUGUGCAGCGACGCUCCCCAUCCAACCUGACAGAGCUUGAGAGGAUCUACAGAGAAGAAUGGGAGAAACUCUCCAAAUACAGGUGUGCCAAGCUUGUAACUUCAUACCCAAGAAGACUCAAUGCUGUAAUCGCUGCCAAAGGUGCUUCAACAAAGUACUGAGUAAAGGGUCUGAAUACUUACGUAAAUGUGAUAUUUCAGGUUUUUUAUUUGUAAUAAAUUAGCAAACAUUUUCAAAACCUGUUUUUGCUUUGUCAUUAUGGGGUAUUGUGUGUAGAUUGACGAGGAGAUAAAAACAAUUGAAUCAACUUUAGAAUAAGGCUGUAGCGUAACAAUGUUGAAAAAGUGAAGGGGUCUGAAUACUUUCUGAAUGCACUGUGUAUAAUGGACACAAUGUCUUCCAAAUGUAAAAAAAAAAACGUACCUUCUAACGACUCUUAUGUAGCUUAUGAGCGUCAUAGAGCAAAACGUGUUACAUGUUCGUGAGAGUCUCCGCUUUUCAUUGAUGACUUUUAAUAGUUUUUAUAAAAGACCCGGCCUGGGCCUCUGAGAUCCGCCCUUGUCUCACAAACACCGCUCUAGCUCAGCCCCCGUUAAUCACACAGACUGAUGGCUGGUAUCUAUGGUUGCAGAAGAAAUGGAAGAAUCCAAAAGUCUGCAGGUCAAACACAAUGUUUAAAAGGGAAGUUAGAAGUCAAAACGCGCCUGCGUUACGGUGGGACUCAUUGGGCUAAAGUCACUGGGUGGUGUUUACCAGAGGUCGGGGUUGGGUUAGCAGAUACCACAGCUGUUAAAAACCCAUUGCGGUUGUUUUUCAGAUAACAUGAUUAACCCUCGAGUACCCCUUUUUGUUCUAUGUCUUGGUUACAACUUGGUUUCUAUUCUAACACUUAUGUGCCUGCAGGGAGCGGGAGGAGCCACCCAGGUUUGCCCGUCCUGGCACGUUUGAGUUUGAAUACUCUAAGCGUUGGAAGUCCCUGGACGACAUGGAGAAGCAGCAACGCCAGCAGGUGGAGAAGAACAUCCGUGAAGCCCGAGAGAAACUGGAGGGAGAGAUGGACGAUGCUUUCCAUGUGCACCAGGCCAACAUGAUCCGCCAAGGCAAGUUUCGCUGGACAGAGACAACCACUUCUCAAAAUGGAAGACUAGUUAGAUGUAGAAGUGUCUUACAUGCAUGUUCUUACACUGUUUAGAUCUGCUGAGGCGUGAGGAGGAGCUACGACGCAUGGAGGAGAUGCACAGUGCAGAGAUGCAGAAGAGGAAAGAGAUGCAGCUCAGGUAUUUAAACUUGGUUGAAUAACUGUUUAACACACUUCAUUUAUUGGAGUGUUACUAAAACGUGGCAGUGUGCAUAACAGGCAGGAGGAGGAGCGUCGCAUACGUGAGGAGGAGAUGCUCCGCCAGAGGGAGAUUGAGGAGCAAAUGCGCCGCAAGCGUGAGGAGGCCUACAGAAGUGGCAACUUCAUGGACAAUGUAAGCUGAGCACAGUACCAUACCACCAUUCAGACCUUGACAUUUGCAUUUGAGGUAUAUGCAUGUUCUUACUGUUUUGAUUUCACAGAGGGAUAUGAGAAUGACUGGUGGCGCCAUGGGCCUGGCUGGUGAGUAGUACAUCCUUAAACAUAUUUUUUAUGGGGGGGAAAUGUCUUAUUUUCAGCUUACACCAGAAUUGUUUUGAAACAAGAAUAUGAAGUUUGAGACUGAUUUAUAUAAGUAUAUGACAACUUUGCCCCCUAAGGGCUGCCAUGACUCUCAUUAUAAUGUGUGACAUGUAGUCCUGUUGUCCCUACUAGACAGUCAAUUUGGCUCACCCAACCAGAAGUUCCCCAUGGGACACCAAGGCAUGGCGGGACCUAACGCUGGGGGAGCCAUGAUGCCCAAUGAAAUGGUAAUGUAUUCCAAAUGGAGAGGAACACUAAUAGGGCUCAGUUGGGGGUGGGUUUCUCCAUUGGUUGCUGUAGUUGUCAUCUGGGAGAGUGAAGUGGAUGGUUUUUCUCCGGUCAGCACAGUUUGGAAGCGUAUGACAGAGAAAAUGAAGCGCUGGUGCUGCCACCGUCUUCGUAGGCGUCUGUGCCAUGUCGAGAUAAAAUUUGUGCUCAACAGUUUUCAGCAACAGCAUGUCCCCUCAGUUCCUCCACUAUUACAGCCUGUAUUUCAGCUGAAAAUAAUGAACCUGUACUAAACCCAGUGAAUUGCUUUCUCAAAGCUCCUACUUUGUGGAAUAGACCUAUUGCAAGCCCUGUCUUGUGUGAGCCAGACAGGCACAUUUUCUUGGCAUGUGGAAAGAUGUCACCUGGCAGCAUUUUUAUUUGGUGGAGAACCUUUUUAGUUGAAGCACUUUCCCAUACUGUCAUUGAACUUCAUAUGAUCACAUGAAAUGGCACAGAUGGUGUCUCCGUGUAACCUGGAAAUAUUUUUAGUUGAGUGUGAAAAGUGCAUUUCCUGCGAUGUUCACUUGUGGCAUGGCAGUUGUUGUAACAUUUCCCCAGCCACCACCUUGUCCAAGCAAUUCAAAUGAGGGGUAUUAGUGCAGGUUGCUUUUUGAAGCAAACAUGUCUCUUGACAUAACAUUAAGCUAAUGAGUAAGCUCCUUAGUGCAACUUGCAUAACACAAGAUGAAGAACUGAGGGUGACGGGCAUUGCCCUGGGACUGCUUGCUUGGAUACCUGUACUAUUUGUACGCUGUGGGUGAAAUCAUCUAAUUAAAAAAUGCCCAGAAUGUUAAGUAAUCUGCAUUAGGCCUAUGGCAGGCAGGUGUGUUAAUGUAUGUGUUAUAGGCUACAUACAAUUAAUAAGUUGACCAGUUAGAUUUCUGGUAACUUACUUAGAAAUGGCCUGAUGCAAAGCUGUUAAAGUCCAUAAAAAUUGAUACAGCUUGUGCUUCGCAUGAGUUAAGUUUUUAUACUGUCAAGGAUAUAUCAAUUCAUGUAAUGGAACACAGCCGCUUUGACGUAAGGGUGGCAAACAAUCGGACAGGAAAACACAGCUGAUCGGCUGCUUUUGCAAUGGGUGAGCAGUUGUUGGUAUUCGAUACUGAAUUGUACAGUUCGACGACGUAGCUGGUGUAUUUCUUACUGAUAGCACCACAUCCGUUUUUCUGUUCUUCACUGCAAGCAAUGCAAUAUGAACCCAACUUUUAGUGCAGUGAUCGCAGAGACCCUCUCUUACCCAGAAUGUAAGAUGGCUAGUAGACAUGUUACUGGCUAGACUAGCUGGUCUUGCCGCUACACACAUGGACGCUAUGACAAAUCAGGAUCCAUUUAGUCAAGUUGACAGUAGAACUACCAUUAAUCGGCCAAGCAUUUAAGUUUAAUUUAAACAAGUGUUCUGAAAAUGACUGGGGGGGGGGACUCUGUCUACAAAUUUGUAGACCACCUUAAAGGAAAUCUCAAUGUAUGUAAAUGGCAUGUUCUAGAAGGGUCUAGACAAAAACAUUUUGUACAGUAUAUACAGCUUUUUUUUAUUUACCCCAGCUGCGAUACACUAUCUUAUUGCUCGUUGUGCCAUAUCGGGGGACACAAAAGACAAUAACAAAAGCACCCAAAUGUUUUUUAAGAAAUGGGCAGGCCCUCAGUGUUGUUAUGUAGGUCUUUAGAUGUACACAUGAAAUUGUGUCAUUCCAAACUUUUUUCGUAACAUUAUAAUCAAGGGUUUGAACCGGUUCAGGGAACAGAACCGAAAACCAGAAAAUAAAAGUAUUUGAAGAACAGAAUGCAAACUGGAACCGAAAGUGAUCUAUACUGUUCCGGAACAGAACCGUUAUUUUAAACGCGUGGGAACCGGUUAAUAACCAUUUUUUUGUUCCGGGUAUAUCUUUUUUUCAGUCCCACAAAGAUUGGAACCAAUCUCCUAUGCAAAGCCGUCACUCAAACUUAUUCCAGCAUCUGCCUGCCAACUGGAUAUCUUUGCCAGGGGUGUGUGUGUGUAGGCUACUUGCCCCUUCACUCUGAAGCAUAGGUUAGUUACUGUAGCCUACUGACGAUGUUACAAGCAUGAUUCGGGAAAUUAGGGAGAGAUGUUUAAAAGAAUGGAUUAACCUUUUUCAAUGCUCGUUAAGGAUACUAUACUUAUCACAUUUCACAUUUGUUUUAUUAAAGCUGCGGUAUGUAACUUUUUGGGUGACAUGGCCAAAUUCACAAAUGUGUGUUAUAGAUCUGUCAUUCUCAUUGAACACAUGUCUAAGAAGCGGUAGAUCUGUUCUAUGUGCACUUUCUAUGCUUCUCGUUAAGUUUUGUUUUUGCGUCUUUUACUUUCGGUUUUGUACACGAGUUUCAAACAACUGAAAAUACAAUAUUUUUGGUUAUGGAAAAUAUAUUUCACAGCGGUUUAGAUGGUACAAUGAUUAUCUACACUAUACUUGCUUGUUUUGUCACAAACUGAAAUUAGGCGAACUAUUAGAAUUUUAGCAACCAGGAAAUGGUUGAGUGAUUUCUGCAUAGUGCAUCUUUAACUACAAAAUUGUAAGACGUGUUUUAUUUUCUAGUACUGCACACACAAGCUUGCUAGCUGACGUUUGCUUUGGUCCAACGUUAUACCAACGCAGAAGUUCAAAGACAUGCAUAGUCCCUCCAUAGAAUCCGCUCCUCUGUAGGUAUAAUUCUGUGGGCCUAAUUCAGAUAAUGCAUGUGAUAAAAUGCCCAGCGCUUCAAGACAAACUUCCUCAUACUCUCUCGCUUUCUCAUUUAAAUUGCAUCUGACGCCCAACACUGUGACUGGUAGCACAGUGUGUUUCUUUCAUUAUGAUUAAACCAUGCUGUUACGGCAAAAUACAAUUUGCUCUUAACCACUUUACUAUACAGAUUAAAUCGCUUACCUGUUCAAUAGCAAGCUGCUCUAUCUGCACUGAUUUUGAAGUAAUUUGUCAUGCUAAAUGUAAAACAUUUCAGGGGAUUAACCAGUUAAAUGUAAUCUACGUAAUCCCCAGAAGUAAUUAUUUAUCCUGAGGGCCAUCAACAAUAAUUAGUAAUGCUAAGGUUAAAAUUUCACCUUUCUUUUAAAAAUGUUUGUAAAUUGCAGAGGUGUAGUCACUUUUGAGGACAAGCUCAAGGACACAGUACAAAUAUGAUAAAAAUAUGAAAUAUUGAUGCAUUUCUUAUUCAACAAAACUAUGAAUAAGGCUUGAAAUGACACAUGCUUUCUUAAUAUAGUAUAAUCAAAAUUAUAAAACUACUAAGAUUUCACCUUCCUUAUAACUGUAACAUUUUCAUAUUUUCUAAAGGUCUCUCUAGAUAAAAAUGUUUGCCCCUAUGGCUGUGAACGUCUAACAGAGCUCUAGCUUGGCUUUGUGAACUUGUUAGGAACUCACCUUUCAUCGCAUCUUGUCCGUCAAUGACAGUGUUUUUGUUUAAAAUCGCUGUUAUUUUAGAUAAAUGGCUAAUCGAUCUCAAUGUGCUACCGUGAUCAAACCAAGCUCUCCUGCUGCGCUAUGAUGUGGCUAUGACGUAGGGUUCAGCCAGGAGUUGAUGGACAGUCGGAAGAGCGAAUGAAAUGGUAGGAGGGACAUCCCAGCUUCAAGUGGUUUCAGAUUUCACAUAAGUCACACAGGCUCAGAAAAUAUACUCUGUCCGUGAGAACGAGGGUUAUUGCUCAAUGCAAGCUAUUUCGAUCUAUGGUGUCCACAGAUCGAUUUUAUAAGCUAAAAUGUUAAGCUAAAAUGUUGGUCAGUACCCCAUAUGUAACUCUGUGUUGUUUUUUAUUGCACUACUUUGCUUUAUCUUGGCCAGGUCGCAGUUGUAAAUGAGAACCUGUUCUCAACUGGCUUACCUGGUUAAAUAAAGGUGAAAUAAAUAAAAUAAAAUAAAAAGUACCAGAACCACGCAGGUCCCCUAAACCGGGGAAUUUUGCGUCUAAAAUGUUUUAAAAAGGAACAAAAAAUAACAAUAUAAACCUGCAAUUUGUUUAUGAUUAGAACUGGUUCAGAACUUCUUUUGCUGGUCGGAACAGUGGAACGUAACGGGAAAAUAAUUGUUCAGUUCAGAACGAAACGAUUGGAAUGUAAUUUGGAUUCCAACCCAUGGUUUACAUCCAUUCUGGACGACUCGCGCUGUUUCCCCCGCACAGCUGUGCAGGCCGAGCGUGUCCCUAUAAUACACGGACACCCAGACCGCGCAGCACAGCAGGUAGAAGAAACGUCUUGAGUUGAAAAAAAUGGAAUGUAACGUUGCAGAUAAAGUUUGGAAUGACACAGUCAUGUGAACAACAUCUGAAGACCUACAUCCCUAUACUUGGAGCGUGUCUGUUUCUAAAAGGACAUAUUUGGGUGAUUGUUUUUGUUACUUUUGUUCAUGUCUUUUGCAUGCCCUGAGACUGCACAACGAGCAAUGACGAAGUGAAUUGCGGCUGCUGCAAUUUUCUCAAAAACAAGCCAAAUCACUAAAGUGUGUAGACCCUUCUAUAACAUGCUAUUUACAUCAAAAAUUGAGAACACUUCAGAAAUGAGAAUUCUCCUAUUAAAAACCAUACGAUUGUAUUGUGCAGGAGCAGGGUGACUAUUUGUGUGCAUAUAAAAUGAACCAUGGUCUUUUUCGUCCUGGAACUUGUGUAGACAAUCAGGAUUUGCCACAACCGUUGUGGAACUUCAGUGCAAAGUUGAGUGUUAACCAGUAUGGACCUCCUCAUUCGCCCAACUGCCGUCAUAUUAACAAAUAUGUGACGCAUAGUAAAUUGUAGUAGGUUUGGUUGGCGAAAUGGCACUAAAGCAUAGACCAACCAAAUAACAUGGCAGGAUUAGGCCAAUGAACAUCUAUUUGAAUUAGGCCUAGCCUAUGGUGAGCCAGUAGACUCAGACUUGGAGUGUAAUGUGAAAUUCAUUCCCCCCUUAAGUUGUUCAGCGUUUUACUAAGGCCAUGAAAGUUUCAAGUGUAACAACUGGGCUAGACUUCAUGUAGGCUCAUUGAUUAAAAUCAUAUUUUUCAAAUGUUUUAUUGCCAUUUGAAAGGUCAGCAAUACUGUAGUUGUGCAGUAUUGCUUGUGUAAUUAAGCAAUAGAGGCAAGACGAGCAACAAUGGGGUUACAGCUAUAUUGGAAAAUAGGGCUGAUAUAGGCUCCUUUUUUUAAAGUGUUUAAGAAAGUGGAAGUGGAGCGCUGAAGUGCAUUUAUCAACUGGCCAGUCUGGCCUACCUGUAAGUUUUGGCAUUAAACUUAACCUUUUGUGCCUUUGGGCCAUAGCAAACCGGCGGUCUUCCCCUAAAUGCUCCACAUGAUGCCAGUAGUGAGUGAUGUAGCCCAGCCUUUGGCAUGCACAGCAAACUACGGUAGGACAUAACUAACGAAAACAUUACCCUUUCUUCCUUCUCCGUAUGUUACCUGUGGCACCUGUGGAUCUGCGUAUUGGAACUAUUUCAACGAACGUUUCCCUUGGACAUGUCUCCUGCUGUUUAUUUUGUCAUGGCUCUCAAACAAAACCAACUCUCUCUCUACCCCCUCUUACCUCUCCCCUGAAUAUGGACUUGAACUGCGUGCCAUCGCACUGCCCUCUCCAAUCUGCCUCCUUGGUAUGGUUGUUGAUCCCUAUAGCGCAAUGAGAGAAACUUCCCUCAGGGAGGCCGGGGGGGAAUGGGUCCUACCAACCCAGGGUUUGGCAGGGUCCGGGAGGAGUUUGAAGGGCCUGCCAAGAAGCCCCGCUUUUAAAUCUGUUCAGUGUCACUCAUAGCAGCGUUUUUGUGUAGCUUCUCUGAACAUCUUCACAUUGAGUCAUUGUUGUAUUUAAGUUGAAAGUGUUCUUGCAUUUUAGCCUGAAGACUCAUUCAUUUUAUGGCAAGUUAGGUUUUUUCUUUUUGAUUUUGUAUUUGGAGUAGUGUGAAAUUGAUAAAUUGGUCACCCUCAGUGAUCACAUAGCGCUAUCCCACCUAUGUAUAACUUUCUUUCCAGUUGUAUCGUGCUCUGUGACUCGUGUCGUAAAUGGUGAUAAAUGUAAAAAUUUCUCACCUUUCUAUGGCUGUGUUUUGUGCCAUUUAAGAUUUGAACUAAAAAACAUGUAACUUUACAAUAAAGACCUCAUUUGGUUCUUUCCAAACCUUCUUAAAGUUUAUUUUAACCCUAUUUUGAGUUAUCCUAAAUAAGCCCAGCAAGAGUUGACGAGCAUUUUGUCCUAGUGAUCAUCUGUUAAAUUGAUCAAUUAUUGUCAUAUAUAUAUUAUAUAGCAUAACCUGGCUUUAUGUUGGACGCCGGGGGUGAACAGCAACUUUAUAAUGUAAAUGAUCACCAUGUGAACUAAAUGGAACAACAUAUGCAUACUGGGACAGUAUUGAUAAAGCAAAGAAAGUUGACAUUUUAGAGCACAAUUAGGCCUAGUAGAAAUGGUACUUGUGGGGCCCAAUUUUGACAACGGAAAUAAGCAGUGCUGGUGUCAAACGCGACUAAUGCUUCUUGAAGUGUUUGCUUAUAAAAAUUAAGGAUUUUGUAAUGCCCUUGGAAAGUCGCAGUUAAAAUGCACUUUUCGGUGCAGAUACUUCAGUGCAAUUUUGCGACUUUUCAUAAACAAUUGGUUUUAAAGUAUGACUAUUUGUCUAGCCCUAAUUGAAGUGAUAUGGUUUUUGACAACGGUGCUGUUUUUUUUUUCAUUGACAAAAAGGGAGUAUGUUGGACUCGUGUAUUGUUCCCAAGUCGGCUACAUAUUAUUGAACAGAGGUCGAAAGUCCUCUCUGAUCACAUUUAACGUCUCAAAGCAGCGCUUUAUUCAUCACGGUCUCUUGACAUUGCAUAAUGCAACAUGUUUCAUUGGAAUGUAUGUAUCAUACACGGGAAUGUAUGAAAACGAUCUAAGAAUG